Messenger RNA from Eublepharis macularius, 5934 nucleotides. RefSeq names its product dynamin binding protein (gene DNMBP). Gene Ontology annotation, molecular function: guanyl-nucleotide exchange factor activity; protein binding. Lineage: Eukaryota; Metazoa; Chordata; Lepidosauria; Squamata; Eublepharidae. The record is from RefSeq and is a predicted model, not a curated record. Bases 94 to 4584 code for a protein of 1496 amino acids. Gene Ontology annotation, cellular component: cytoplasm. The transcript is spliced from 17 exons. Gene Ontology annotation, biological process: intracellular signal transduction.
UCGGGGCCGCGGCGGCUCCUGGGGCCGAGGCGAGCGGGACUCGCUGGGGCUAGAGCUGGAGCGGCUGGUGGGGUCGCGCAACAGAUCCACACAAUGGAGAUGGGCUCCGUGGUACGGGCUGUGUUUGAUUUCUGUCCCAGUGUCUCUGAGGAGCUGCCACUGUUUGUGGGGGAUGUCACAGAAGUGUUGGCGGUCAUAGAUGAGUUCUGGCUUCUUGGGAAGAAGGAAGGGGUCACAGGCCAAUUUCCCAGCAGUUUUGUGGAGCCUGUGGAUGUCCCUGCUUUGAAGCAAGGAGAGAAGUUGUUUGUUUGUACCAGUAACUUCACAUCACAGGAGCCUGGCAGCCUGACUUUGCAGAGAGGAGACCUAGUGGUCCUGGAUAGUUCUGUGGCCUCUCCUUGGCUUCAAGGCCGAAACUAUUGGGGAACCAGAGGUUUCUUCCCAUCAUCAUGUGUGCGGGAACUCUGCCUCUCAGCCUACGGUCCUCGAUCUCCUUAUGGUACCACCCUGGAAAUUCCACCCUAUGCUUUGGGUCAGGCUCGAGCAGUGAUGGGCCUUUCGGCCCAGUUGGAGGAGGAGCUGGACUUUCGGGAAGGGGAUGUGAUUACAAUUGUUGGGAUCCCUGAGCCUGGGUGGCUUGAAGGGGAGCUGAGAGGUCAACGAGGCAUUUUUCCUGAGGGAUUUGUAGAGCUUUUGGGCCCCCUGAAACCCACGAGCAAUGCAGAGGAGCCUGCGUCAUCUGAAAUUGACAGGAUUAAUGGCGUCAAAGGCAUGCAUCCCCAGGCAGAGGAGAAGUCGUGGAGUAAUCGUGAGGAGUUGCCAGGGCCCUAUGGGGUUGCCCUCUAUCAGUUCCAAGCCCUGGAAGCCGCUGAACUGGACUUUGAGGUGGGAGACCGGAUUCGGAUACUAGGGGUCUUGGAAGAUGGCUGGCUGGAGGGGGAGCUUCGGGGAAGGUGUGGCAUAUUCCCCCAUAGGUUUGUGAGGUUAGAAGAAGGUAUCCCACUGUCUAGGGAGAAAUGGGAAUCUGAAUGUGCUUCACAGGGAGUGGGCUCUGUGGCAGACAGCGCCCACACCACAGGUUCACCUGCCAUGUGGGAAGAGCCUGAAUGGAGUCCGGUCUGCCCUGAAGAGAAGCCUGGCCACAUUACCCUGAGUCUUGAAGACCCUUUGGACUCUGAGCUCAAGCAGAGUGAACUCCAAAAUCAUCAGAAUGAAGGCUGCCUGGAAUCCCUUUCCUCAGACGUAUCAGCCCCUCUCUCGUUAGACACGGCCAAAGCUGUCAAUGGAGUUUCUUGCAUAUCUCCAUCUUCACACCAACCAAAGAGCCAACCCUGCUGUCAGGUGAGCAGCCCAGAAUCGAGUCAGAGCCCCAGGACAUCUUGGGGGCACUCAGAGGUCCACAGCCUUUCUGAGUGGGAUGGAGAUAAUUCCCAUGUGUCCCACAAGAACAUCCUUUCUGAGGACCUAGGCAAUUGCAUGGACAUUCAGAGACGGAAGCCCAAAUCCCGUUCUUCUAGCUUUAGUGGGGCUCAUGAAGGUCUGGACACUUGGCCUGUCUGGCGCGGCACCCGAGCUGAGCGGCCCCAAGGGGUGCUGCAUGGGGAGAGCUGUGGGGACCUUGACUCCAAACUGACAGAGCAGCUGGCGCAGUUUGAGCAAAGCCUGGCCAGCCCUGCUAGUCAUGCCAGCUGUGGAACCCCCCAGCGAGGUAAUGUCUCUCGGCACUUUUCCAUCCUGGACUUCAGCUCUGAGAAGGACAUUGUGCGUGGCUCAGUGGAACACAUUGCACAGAGAAGAAAGGUGCUGCGGCCACCCCCUCCCCGGCCCAGCACCCCAGCCCCAGCCCCACUUCACUCUCCUGCUGGGCACAGUCCCAAAACUUCACCUCCCUGUCAAGCUCUGCCCAUCUCUGUGCGGCCUUCCAGGCCAGCACCCCUUCCGCCUCCAAGCAGUCAAAGACGGAGUUCAGCUCCUGCAAAGCCACAGCUGGGGAGCAAAGAAAAGCAAGGCAGCACAGAUGAGUCUGGAGGUGCACCUCAGUAUCCUUUCCUGCUGAUCCGCAUCCAGGAACUGGAGCGAGAGCUGGAUGUUUAUGGGAAGACCCAAGCAGAGCUCAGAGCAAUGUUGGAACAACCACAGGAUGAGAUGGGUCAGGCUGAAACCUUGGAAAAUCUAGACUUCUGUGCCUGCAAAAUGUCAAGUCUGCAGCUGGAGCUGCAAGAGCUGAGAGAAAUGACCUUGCUUUCCUCUCAGCCAGCAUCCCUGGAAGCUGCGGCAGCCUCCACUCCCAACCCAGAACAAAGGAUGCUGGAGAAACGGGCAAAGGUCAUUGAAGAGCUCCUGCAGACAGAGCGAGAUUAUAUCCGAGACCUUGAGAUGUGUGUGCAGAAGGUGCAGGUGCCCCUGCAGGAGGCACAGGUGCCACAUGUAGACUGUGAGGGGCUGUUUGGAAACAUUCAAGGAGUAAUUGCCUUUUCAAAGCAGUUACUGAGCACCUUGGAAACUGCGGAUGCUGUUGGACCGACAUUCCUAGCACUUCGGGCUGAGCUGGAGGAUGUGUACAAAGUGUACUGUCAGAACCAUGAUGAGGCCAUCGCACUCCUGGAGGCCUAUGAAAAGGAUGAACGAGUGCAGAAGCAUUUGCUGGACUCACUGGAGAUCCUUAGGAAUCUCUACAGUGAAUGGGGUUGCACCAACUACAUUGACUUGGGCUCCUUCCUGAUCAAGCCCGUGCAACGUGUAAUGCGCUACCCAUUGCUGCUGAUGGAGCUCCUGAGCGCUACUCCCGAAUCUCAUCCUGAUCGUGCUCCAUUGGCAGCCGCUGUUCUGGCUAUCAAAGAGAUCAAUUGUAACAUCAAUGAGUACAAACGGCGAAAAGACCUAGUGCUGAAGUACCGGAAGACUGAUGACGACAGCCUCAUUGAGAAGAUCUCCAAGCUGAACUUCCACUCCAUCAUCAAGAAAUCCAACCGAGUCAGCAGCCACCUCAAGCACCUCACAGGCUUUGCACCUCAGCUCAAGGAUGAGGCUUUUGAGGAGACAGAGAAGAAUUUCCGGAUGCAGGAGCGGCUGAUCAAAUCUUUCAUUCGGGACCUUUCACUUUACCUUCAGCAUGUCCGGGAGUCAGCUUGUGUGAAAGUGACAGCAGCCAUGAGUAUGUGGGACUUGUGUAUGGAGAAGGGCAGUGCAGAGUUGGAACAGUUCCAGAAGGUCCAUCGCUUCAUCAGUGACCAGCUCUUCUCUGAUUUUAAGGAGCGCACGGAGCGGCUGGUGAUCUCUCCUCUGAAUCAGCUGCUGAACAUGUUUGCUGGACCUCACAAGUUGGUGCAAAAACGUUUUGACAAGCUCCUGGACUUCCACACGUGCACAGAGCGUGCCGAGAGACUUAAGGACAAGCGGACCUUGGAAGAGCUGCAGUCGGCACGCAACAAUUAUGAGGCCCUGAAUACUCAGCUGCUGGAUGAGCUGCCCAAAUUCCAGUGCUGUGCAAAAGAGCUCUUCACCAGCUGUCUGCGGGGCUAUGCAGAGGCCCACUGUGACUUUGUGCACCUGGCACUGCAGGAACUACAACCUCUGCUCUCAUUGCUGCAAGUUGUUGGCAGAGAGGGGAACCUGAUUGCCAUCUUCCAAGAAGAGCACAGCCGGGUCCUCCAGCAGCUGCAGGUUUUCACCUUCUUCCCAGAGACCAUCUCUCCUGCCAAAAAGCCUUUCGAGAGGAAAAGCUUGGAGCGCCAGUCAGCACGAAGGCAGCCACUCCUGGGCAUGCCCAGCUACAUGCUGCAAUCAGAUGAUCUGCGCACAGCUUUGUUGGCUCGAUACCCACCUGACAAGCUUUUCCAAGCAGAGCGCAAUUUCAAUGCAGCUCAAGAGUUGGAUGUCUCGCUAUUGGAAGGUGACUUGGUGGGUGUCAUCAAGAAGAAGGACCCCAUGGGCAGUCAGAACCGUUGGCUCAUUGACAAUGGAGUGACAAAAGGCUUUGUGUACAGUUCCUUCCUGAAGCCUUACAAUCCACGAUGCAGCCAUUCAGAUGCCUCCAUAGGCAGCCAUUCCUCCAGUGAAUCUGAGCACAGUGGUUCCUCAUCCCGGGGCAGCAGUGCCCCAAGCAGCAUACUGAGCAAUGCAUCGGUGACCAUCACUCAAAAGCCUACACAGGACUCUGGUUCCCAAGGGGAUGUAAAUAGUUCUCUUCAAGCCCUCUCAGAGGUGGAUGCUGUUUGUCAACCUGAAGUGAGCCCUGCUGUAGAAUCUGCUCGGCCACCCCGUGGUGUUCAAGCCUCUCGCCGAUACAGUAACCCUGACUCCCGCAAUGGACACACAGCACGGGCCAAGGCUAGGGCAAUGCCUUCACUGGAAGAUGGCAACUCUAGGAUGAAGAACAGCGAUUCAAAGGGAAACCAGGUCUACUAUGCUGUUUAUACUUUUAAGGGUCGGAAUUCAAAUGAACUGAGUGUAAUGGCCAAUCAAAGACUAAAGAUCCUACAGUUUGAAGACAUCACUGGCAAUCAAGAGUGGUGGUUGGCAGAGGCACAUGGGAGGCGUGGCUAUGUACCGUCCAGUUACAUUCGGAAGACUGAGUACACGUGAGACGUGAUCUGGCUGAGCCAGAACCUGUUGCCUUAAAUCACUGAUGGAAGCAGACAGAAGACCAAAGUCAGGAGUCUUGCUCAGUGCUUCAUUUCCCAUGUGGUCCAUGUUGAAUGCGUUUGGUAGAGAGUCAGAUCAGAUUUCCAGUGAAGUUGAAUGAGGUGGUCCCAUGGGAUUCUGCUGUUACACCUGUGAAACAGAACCUCAUUGCCUAGCGGGGGAGGGGGAGCAGUUAGCAGUGCUGUGUGAAGUUCAUUCCCUCCUGAAAUAGGCAUUUAGUCUGUUUGACUAACAGGGUUCCAGCCUAGCAGCAGAUGAUGCAUCUGGAAGGGAUCUUGCAUAUACUUCCAUUUUGGGUCUAAUAUGGGGGCGAGUCUGUUUCCUUAUAGCCAGUGAUGUGUAUGUGUGCAUGCAUGAGUGCUGGCUACUAGGCAACAAAAAGGAAGUAUCCCGAGGGCCACUGCGUAGGGCUUCUUUGCUCAUCUUCAAGCAGGUUUAGUGCUCACCUUGGAUGCUCCAGUCUGUGUGUGAGGGUGAUAAAGGGCCUAGUUUGUCCCUUGGGUACCAGUCAUGAGGCAUUCCUGCUCCAAGGUAAGAACACCUUGCAAGAGGUGCAGUUUCCCUCCCAAGUGCUAUUCCGGAAUUGCUGUUUGUAAAUAAAGUUUCUCUUUUGGAAGUUACUUGUGUUGAUGUAUGCAGAGCCCCUUGGCCCUAGUCCCCAUUUCUUCUUCCCCUAUGCUGCAAGUAGCCUGCCUAAGCACUAGUACAUAGAGGCUACUAUGACUAGUGUCAAAAAUAUUGUAUUGGACCAAUUAUGAAUGGUAAAUACUGUCUAAAAAUAGGGGUUGAGAGUGAGCCAGUUCUCAUGAGUGAGACUACCAAUCCCCUUAAGCCUUGUACAAUGAGUAAAGUGAGACUGCUCAAAAGCAACUGACUAGACUAUUUUUACAUCCAGUACAACCCAGAAAGAAGGAUGAGAAAAAAUGGCUUGUUUAGAAACAAAAUUACUAAGUGAUCACUUCUCUAACAUUUUUCAGUGUUCUAAAAGUCUCAUAUGACUCUUAAGCUUUCCUCUACCUCAAGUGAACAUGAAAAGGCUGAUGGAGGAGUGCAUGAAGAGGAAACUAGCUCUGUGGAACUUCCAGAACACUGUGAAAAUGAAGGGAAGUGUAUGUCAUAAAUGGAAAGCAAAAGACCUUUGUGACCAUGACAGGGCAUGGCAAACGAUUGCAAAGUCUAAAAGUCACCCUUCCCCCCACCCACCCCCAAAAGGUUGAGAUUCUCAGAGUUACAUCUGAAAAGAAAAGUUUCAAACAUCUUUCCCAGCUUACAAAGUAAAGGUGAGGUAAA